Messenger RNA from Leptosia nina, 2553 nucleotides. NCBI's taxonomy places the organism in Eukaryota, Metazoa, Arthropoda, Insecta, Lepidoptera, Pieridae. The record is from the annotation of a GenBank genome assembly.
AUGGAUCACGGCGAGUUUAGGGUGAAAGCCAAGGAGCUGGUGGAUUUCAUAGCUGAUUAUCUGGAGAACGUAGGCGAGUUCCGAGUGUACCCCGAGGUCCAACCUGGCUACCUUCACAAGAGGUUGCCGACAGAAGCCCCCCAUUUACCUGAGAAAUGGGAUGAAAUCUUCCAAGAUGUUCAGGAGCACAUUAUGCCAGGGAUUGUCCACUGGCAGAGUCCACAUAUGCACGCGUACUUUCCAGCUCUGACCUCCUACCCCUCCAUUAUGGGGGAGAUGCUUUCCAGUGCUCUCAACGUUCUUUGCUUCACAUGGGCGUCAUCCCCUGCCGGCACUGAGCUGGAAACGAUAGCCAUGAACUGGCUUGGGAAACUGCUGGGUCUCCCCGAGUGUUUUCUCAAUGAGAAGAAUGAUAGUCCUGGAGGUGGAGUUAUUCAAACAACAGCGAGUGAAGCAACGCUCGUGAGUCUCCUCGCUGCACGCACAAAAGCCCUCAUUGAGCUGGCGAAACUCAACCCCGAACUGCAGUCUUCGGAGUUAUUGGGCCACCUGAUCUGCUACUGCUCAGACCAGGCUCACUCUUCUGUGGAGAAGGCUGGCCUCAUUGGAUUGGUCCGGAUGCGUUACAUAGAGUCGGAUGAAAAACAAUGCAUGCGAGGGGCACAGCUCGAAGAAGCCAUCAUCACUGAUAAAGCGAAGGGACUUGUACCUUUUUGGGUGUGCGCAACUCUUGGCACGACGGGAUCAGUGGCGUUCGACAAUUUGCGCGAAAUCGGUGAAGUGUGCGAAAAGCACUCCGCAUGGUUGCAUGUCGACGCCGCGUAUGCGGGCAGCGCUUUCAUAUGCCCGGAAUAUCGUCACUGGCUGGAUGGUAUAGAACUAGCUGAUUCCUUCGCGUUCAAUCCAUCCAAAUGGCUGAUGGUCAACUUCGACUGCACUGCCAUGUGGGUCAAAGACAGCACAGCACUUCACAGGACUUUCAAUGUCAACCCUAUUUAUUUGAGACAUGAAAAUUCAGGAAAAGCCAUUGAUUAUAUGGUCGGAACGCAAACGGCGAACACAAAACGUCGCAUCAUCAAAUCUCAUGAGUUUGACAAUGGUGAUUUGUAUGCCGGUGAAAAUGUUGAUGAUGAAAACCUACACGGUUACAACAAAAUGGCGUCUGGGUGCGGACAACAGAUACAAAUAGAGAAUCCCAAUAAAAAAGAGUUGCUUCACUGGCAAAUACCGCUGAGUCGUCGCUUCAGAGCUUUGAAACUGUGGUUCGUGUUGCGCAACUAUGGAGUCAUUGGAUUACAGAAACAUAUUCGUGAGAGCGUGCGUCUCGCACAGAAGUUCGAAGCACUAGUUUUGGCAGAUCAACGAUUUGAAGUACCGCAGACGAGGAAUUUAGGCAUGGUAGCAUUUCGUCUAAAGGGCGACAACACACUGACUGAGCUUCUGCUGAAGAGAUUGAACGGUCGCGGCUACAUCCAUGCUGUUCCAGCUUGCUUUAAAGGAAUCUACGUAAUCAGAUUCACUGUGACGUCACAGCGGACUACAAAUCAAACUAUAUUGGACGACUGGAACGAAAUCAAGACGGUUGCGUCUGAAAUACUUGUGGACAUUUUUGGUUCCGGAAAUGGCAACAUCAUUGUUCCGAAGAAGCCUAGGAUAACAUUGAAAGAUACUCGCGAGCUAAACGCGACAUUUGGCACAAGUCUGCUCCUCGCCAAUUCGCCCAUGAGCCCCAAGAUCGUCAAUGGAACUCAUGUGGCCAUUUGCGACUAUGAGCAGGUGCUGUCGUCGUGCGCGCAGACGUUUGCGCAGCUCAAAAUGGAACCAAAAGAUAGUCCUGAUAUUGUUAAGAACUUCCAUCAGCCAUCAUCAACUAAUUUACCACUAAUCACUCACAUCACUGAACUAACAGAGAUGCGCCGGCGCAUCCGCGGUAUCCGCAUGGUGGGGAAGAAGUUCUCCCUAGACUCUUGCAUGGACAUGGUGCAGGGCCUGAUGGUGGAGCAGUCUUUGCCUCUUUGCUCCGAGGAGGAGAGAGAAGAUGCUUCUAAUGGAUCGAGCCCCGGUGAAAAGUCCCUAUCGACCUCCCCAGUCACAUCGAGCAGCGCGAUCAAGCAGGAAAACUCAGACACCAACCAACUACACGUUCCCGCUACGCCAUCCAGACAGAUCCGUUCCAGGUCCGUGGAUAUAUCUCUCUCGGAACUCGACUUCGAAGACGCGAAGAUAACAGUCAACCUCAAAAAUAACGAAGUGAUCAUAACACCAACUGGUACCAAAAAGUUUAUAGAUGAGAAAAUACAUUUUAGCGCUGUCGACGAGAAACUCAAUAUAGGCAGCCCCGAAUUCGGCAACGUUCAGGAUGUUCAAGCAGGUCCGGAUGAUAAACUGACUAUAAAGGGACCUGGAAGUUAUAUUAAGAAGCUAAUCCAACAGUUCAGUGAGGUGGAAGACGCGAAGCCAGAGUCUGAGAGAGCGCUGGCUAGCAUCAAAGAUAAAGCUGACGCCAUAUGUAGAAAAUGCUUGCAUUACAAAGGUAGGGUGAGUAAAAAUUAA